AUGGCCGACAUUAACACCAUCGCAAAGCAGUUUACGGAUUUCUACUAUACUACGUUUGACACCAAUCGUGGCGGCCUGCAGAAUCUCUACCGUGACGUGUCCAUGCUGACAUGGGAGGGCUCCCAGAUUCUCGGUGCCAGCAGCAUAGCGGAGAAGUUGACGGGACUGCCGUUCGACAAGGUCGUUCACAAGGUCGUGACACUCGAUGCACAACCAUCUUCACCAACUGUGGCAAGUCUCAUCGUUAGCGUGACCGGCCUACUGCUGGUUGAUGACGGUGCAAAUCCUCUGCAAUUCAGUCAGGUCUUCCAACUUAUACCAGACGGCGGAAGUUACUACGUGUUCAAUGACAUCUUCCGCCUCAACUACGGAGCAUAA
This is a messenger RNA of Sparassis crispa, 378 nucleotides long. RefSeq names its product Nuclear transport factor 2. Gene Ontology annotation, cellular component: nuclear pore central transport channel. NCBI's taxonomy places the organism in Eukaryota, Fungi, Basidiomycota, Agaricomycetes, Polyporales, Sparassidaceae. The record is from RefSeq and is a predicted model, not a curated record. Gene Ontology annotation, biological process: protein import into nucleus. The coding region runs from base 1 to 378 and encodes 125 amino acids. The transcript has 5 exons.